Carcharodon carcharias (great white shark) is the source of this 555-nucleotide messenger RNA. RefSeq names its product histone H2A-like. Gene Ontology annotation, biological process: DNA damage response. Lineage: Eukaryota; Metazoa; Chordata; Chondrichthyes; Lamniformes; Lamnidae. The transcript has a single exon. Bases 42 to 542 code for a protein of 166 amino acids. The record is from RefSeq and is a predicted model, not a curated record. Gene Ontology annotation, molecular function: structural constituent of chromatin; protein heterodimerization activity; DNA binding. Gene Ontology annotation, cellular component: nucleosome.
CACUCUUGACAGGCUCCUCCAUAAGAGCUAAAUUCUGAAAGAUGUCCGGUCGCGGUAAAACCGGAGGCAAAGGGCGCGCCAAGGCCAAGACUCGCUCCUCCAGAGCCGGGCUCCAGAGACGUAUCCACCGGCUGCUGCGCAAGGGCCACUAUGCCGAGCGGGUCGGGGCCGGAGACCCCGUCGACCUGGCCGCCCUCCUCGAGUACCUGACGGACGAGAUCCUCGAGCUGGCCGGCAACGCGGCCCGGGACAACAAGAAGACCCGCAUCAUCCCUCGCCACCGGCAGCUCGCCUUCCUCAACGACGAGGAGCUGGGUGGGGUCACCAUAGCCCAGGAUGGGGUCCUGCCCAACAUUCAGGCUGUGCUGCUGCCCAAGAAAACCGGGCAGCCCGGCAAGGUUUACGCCUUAAGGGGAGACACCGGGAACAGAUCAAAUCCACCAACCACACUCUUGACAGGUUGGCGAUCAGAAUUUGGUGACGUGUGGAGCCACGCUAACCUGAACCACCUUGCCGCCACAUCCUAUUUCCAAUUUAUGUAGUCCCAAGCAUAGA